Molecule: messenger RNA, 2349 nt
Organism: Ricinus communis (castor bean)
Lineage: Eukaryota; Viridiplantae; Streptophyta; Magnoliopsida; Malpighiales; Euphorbiaceae
Product: phenylalanine ammonia-lyase-like
Exons: 1
Coding region: 121-2232 (703 amino acids)
Biological process (GO): L-phenylalanine catabolic process
Cellular component (GO): cytoplasm
Molecular function (GO): ammonia-lyase activity
Source: RefSeq, a predicted model, not a curated record
UAUUUCGUUUCAAGAUCAGAGCUAACUAACCAGAACAAAGUGCAGUGUAGUCUAGCACUUGCUGUUGCUCAUACAACACCCAGAAGAAAUUGCCUUUUUCCCUUGCUUUCUUUGUCGCCAAUGGCCUCCUCUAUUGAAUCUAUUUGUACAGAUUCUUUUGUAACCUCCCCACCACAUUGGAAGAAGGCUGCAGAGUCUCUCCAAUCUUCCCAUUUUGAUGAGGUAUGUCAAAUGGUGUCACAAUUUGCCAAUGCUAAAGCUGUUGACAUCCAAGGCACAACCCUUACUGUUGCUCAAGUCACUGCCAUCUCUCGUCGGACCGAAGUUAAGGUUCGCCUUGACGAGGCCGCUGCUCGUGAUCGUGUGGCGAAGAGUGCAGAAUGGGUGGCUGAUAACAUCUCCCGCGGGACUGAUACUUAUGGUGUCACUACUGGCUUUGGUGCCACUUCUCAUAGAAGGACUAAUAAAACUGCCGAUCUUCAGACAGAGCUCAUUCGGUUCCUGAAUGCUGGAGUAAUCGGCAAAGAGAAUCUACCCACCAGUUACUCCAAGGCAGCUAUGCUUGUUCGCGCCAACACCCUAAUGCAAGGUUAUUCUGGCAUUCGCUGGGACAUUCUUGAUUCCAUUUCCAAGCUUAUGAAUGAAAAUUUGAUCCCCAGACUGCCUCUAAGAGGGACUAUUACAGCCUCUGGUGAUCUUGUACCCUUGUCUUACAUUGCUGGCUUGUUAACCGGCCGUCAUAAUUCCAAGGUGGUCACACCUGAAGGUGAAGAGAUUACUGCUACAGAAGCUUUGAACAGAGCUGGGAUUCCAGCUCCUUUCGAGCUACAAGCGAAGGAAGGUUUAGCUCUUGUCAACGGAACUGCAGUUGGCUCAGCGGUAGCUGCUACUGUUUGUUUCGAUGCAAACAUUUUGGCGCUUCUUGCAGAAAUUCUCUCCGCUUUGUUCUGCGAGGUAAUGCAUGGCAAGCCAGAGUACACAGAUCCUCUUACUCAUGAGCUCAAGCAUCAUCCUGGCCAGAUCGAAGCAGCUGCUAUCAUGAAACACUUGUUAGAUGAAAGCGAUUACAUGAAAGAAGCAAAAAUCCGUCACGAGAAAGACCCGCUGACGAAGCCUAAGCAAGAUCGAUAUGCGAUAAGAACUUCACCACAAUGGCUGGGUCCCCAGAUUGAGGUUAUCCGGGCAGCCACUCAUUCGAUUGAGAGGGAAAUCAACUCUGUCAAUGAUAAUCCGCUGAUUGAUGUUGCUCGUGAUCUUGCACUUCACGGGGGGAAUUUCCAAGGAACACCUAUUGGUGUUUCGAUGGACAAUCUCAGGAUUGCUAUUGCAGCAAUAGGAAAGCUGAUGUUUGCUCAGUUCUCGGAACUUGUCUGUGACUACUACAACAAUGGGCUGCCAUCAAAUUUGAGUGGAGGGCCUAAUCCAAGCUUAGACUAUGGAUUGAAAGGAGCAGAAAUCGCCAUGGCUUCAUACUGUUCAGAGCUUCAGUACUUGGCAAAUCCUGUAACUACUCAUGUUCAAAGCGCUGAACAGCACAAUCAAGAUGUGAAUUCUCUUGGCUUGAUUUCAGCAAGAAAAAGCGCUGAAGCCAUUGAGAUCUUGACGCUCAUGUCCUCGACAUUCAUGGUCGGACUUUGCCAGGCAAUUGAUCUAAGGCAUUUGGAGGAGAACAUGAAGGAAGUUGUGAAACAAGUCGUGCGACAAGUAGUAAGAAAAACCCUUUACAUUUCUGAAGAGGGAUCGCUACUCGAAUCGCGUUUCUGCGAGAAAGAACUCCUGCAAGUUGUUCAGCAUCAACCUGUCUUCUCCUAUCUUGACGACCCAACAAAUCCUUCUUAUGCCCUUUUGCCUAAACUGCAAGAAGUAAUUGUUAAAAGAGCACUUAACGAUUCUAAAUCAGGUAAUUCUGAUGAAAAUGCCUUCACAAUAUUCAAGCGGAUACCAGUUUUCAUGGAAGAGUUAAAUUCAAGACUAGGAGAAUAUGUGUCGAAAGCGAGAGAGAAGUUUGACAAAGGAGAAUUUGGCAUUGAAAACCGGAUCAAGAAAUGCAGGACUUAUCCUAUAUAUGAAUUUGUGAGAAGUGAAGUUGGGACCGAGCUUCUCAGUGGAGCAAAGAAAGUGAGUCCUGGAGAGGAUAUUGAGAAAGUUUACGAGGCUGUUAAUGAAGGAAAGUUAGGAGAAGUCUUGUUGAAGUGCUUGACAGAUUGGAAAGAGACAUCAUUUAUUAUGUAGCUGCGAUGUUUAUGUAAUCAUAGGAAAUCUUACAUCAUUCUAUUUGUUCAUACAAUUGUACGAGAUCUAUGUCUGUAUCUGAACUUAAUUAGUAAUAACAAAUCCUCAUUUUCAAAA